GCCGCCGCACCACCACCCCACGUGGUUCACCGCCCCCCACCCCACCCACGCUAUUCUCUGACAGUCGAACGUUGUGCGAACGUCCGAUUAGACACGAAAAAGCAACCAAACGUGAGGAGAAUUUUUGUUUUAAAACAACGACGACGAACGAACGAACAAAAAUGGCUUUGGAACGACCGCUCAGCUUCUUCGGGCAGCGUACAUCUGGCGAAACGAUUCGUUCUCAGAACGUGAUGGCUGCAAAUUCCAUUGCCAACAUCGUGAAGAGCUCUCUAGGACCCGUUGGUCUAGACAAGAUGCUGGUGGAUGACAUUGGGGACGUGACCAUCACUAACGACGGGGCGACCAUCCUGAAGCUUCUGGAGGUUCAGCACCCGGCGGCCAAGGUUCUGUGCGAGCUCGCUCAGCUGCAGGACCAGGAGGUGGGAGACGGGACGACUUCUGUGGUGAUCCUGGCGGCCGAGCUGCUCAAGAAUGCUGAUGAGUUGGUGAAGCAGCGAAUCCACCCCACGUCCAUCAUCGCAGGUUACCGACUCGCCUGCCGGGAGGCAGUCCGCUACAUUGGUGAGAAUCUCACCGUGCCCGUGGACGACCUGAGCCGGGAAAUCCUCCUGAACGUCGCUCAGACGUCCAUGUCGUCAAAACUCAUCGGACCCGACGCCGACGUUUUUGGCGCCAUGGUUGUGGACGCGGCGAUGGCGGUGCGCCAGGCGGACAGUGCCAGGGGCGGUGCACGCUGCCCCGUCUCCUCCAUCAGCGUCCUCAAGGCCCACGGACGCAGCCAGCGGGAGAGUCGCCUCGUGGUGGGAUACGCCCUCAACUGCACCGUGGCCUCGCAGGCGAUGCCCAAGCGUGUGGUGUCAGCUCGCUUGGCCCUGCUGGACUUCAGCCUCCAGCGUGUGAAGAUGAAGCUGGGAGUCCAGGUGGUGGUGACUGACCCCGAGCAGCUCGGACACAUCCGCCACAGGGAGAGCGAGUUGGCGGCCGAGCGAGUGAGGAAGCUGAUAGCGGCGGGAGCCACGGUGGUGCUCACCACGGGAGGCAUGGACGAUGAGAACAUCCGCCUGCUGGCCGAGGCCGGGGUCAUGGGGGUCAGGAGGGUGCUGCUACGUGACCUGAAGCGCAUCGCUAAGGCCAGCGGAGGCUCGGUGUGCUCCACCCUCGCCAACCUCGAGGGUGAUGAGAGCUUUGACGCCGCUCUGCUCGGCCACGCUGAGGAGGUCGUGCAGGAGCGCGUCUGUGACGACGAGCUGCUGCUCGUCAAGAAUACCCGUGCCCGCCCAUGCGCGUCUCUCAUCCUGCGUGGGCCGAACGACUCUGCGUGUGACGAGGUGGAGCGUGCCGUUCAUGACGCCCUCUGUGUGGUGCGGAGAGUGGUGGAGUCUCGAGCGGUGGUGCCUGGCGGUGGGGCGGUGGAGGCUGCCCUGUCCAUCUACCUGGAGAACCUGGCCACGUCCGUGGGCUCCCGGGAGCAGCUGGCUAUUGCCGAGUUUGCACGCUCGCUGCUCGUGAUCCCUCGAACCCUCGCCAUGAACGCCGCUCAAGAUGCCACCGACCUCGUAGCCAAACUCCGGGCCUACCACAACCAGGCCCAGAGCAGCGCCGAUAGGGCUCACCUCAAGUGGGUGGGCCUGGACCUUGCGAGUGGCCGCCCCCGUGACAACCGUGCCGCUGGUGUGCUGGAGCCGGCCCUGGUGAAGACGCGAAGUCUUCGCUUUGCCACGGAGGCCGCCAUCACCAUCCUGCGCAUCGACGACCUCCUGCAGCUGCAGCCCGAGGGCAAGGGGGGCGGCGGACGCAGCUACCACGACGCCGUCGCCUGUGGAGACAUGGACGACUAGGGGGGUGUGGACGACUAGGGUGGACGACUAGGGGGGUGGUGGAGUGGGGGACGACUAGCGGGGUGGUGGAGUGGGGGACAAGGGGGGCGGACGCAGCUACCACGACGCCGUCGCCUGUGGAGACAUGGACGACUAGGGUGGUGGACGACUAGGGGGGUGGACGACUAGGGGGGACGACUAGCAGGGGGUGGACGACUA
Messenger RNA from Petromyzon marinus (sea lamprey), 2039 nucleotides. The record is from RefSeq and is a predicted model, not a curated record. Lineage: Eukaryota; Metazoa; Chordata; Hyperoartia; Petromyzontiformes; Petromyzontidae.